Molecule: messenger RNA, 13273 nt
Organism: Parasteatoda tepidariorum (common house spider)
Lineage: Eukaryota; Metazoa; Arthropoda; Arachnida; Araneae; Theridiidae
Biological process (GO): Notch signaling pathway
Molecular function (GO): Notch binding; calcium ion binding
Source: RefSeq, a predicted model, not a curated record
GAACAAGUUCCUCUCCAUCAAUGUUAUUAAGAUUCCAGGUAGAAUCCCCCAUCCCCUCACCUGUUGCAUGUUCGCCCGGAGGUAGUUGGUCUACCAACAGAAGAGUCCGUGUCGCCGACUUCUUCAGAUUGGCACGAGUGUUGAACGAUACUUUUAAAAAACUCGUGCCAAGGAUUCUACUGUCGUUCCAAUAAUCCUUACAUUCCUGUGGAUUAUUUUGACAACUUAUUUGUGAAUGUUUUCCGGAUUUAGAGAUGAUGUUAUUAAAAGAAAGUUGAAGUUAUAAAAAAACGUUGAUUUCGAAGAAGAAAAUCUAUUGUGUUAUUGGUAGAUUUGAAUGUUGAAACUCAAAAUGGAGUUAAAUUGUUCGAUUGUUUUCGUGCGUUUAGUGCUUGUUUCAUUUAUUUUGUGUUUUGGAUUUCAUUUUACUUAUUCUCAGGGUAACUCAUUACUACAAUGCCCAGAUGGGUGGUCACAAAAUAGCGAUAAAUGUUAUAGGUUUUUUAAUAUUAGAAGAUCUUGGAAACGAGCAACGGAAAUCUGCCGAAGAUAUGGCAGUGAGUUAUCGUUGGUGGAAAAUUUCUGGCAAAAUAAUUAUACACAAAGUCUUGCUUCAUCUAACUUGAAAGAUAUGGGACAAAAAACCUACUGGUUAGGUUUAAUAACUGUUGAUGAUCUUUCAACAAAUACAUUAGAAUCAGCAAGUGGUUCUUUCAUAUCACUAUAUAUGGGCUUUUGGGCCACAGAUCAACCGAGGCCGCAGGAUGGCAGUUGUGUCCAAGCCAUUGUUGAUUCAUCUUCGCAGUUUUGGAAAUUAACAAUGUGUGAAACCCUUUUACCUUUCAUGUGCCAAAUGGAAGCUUGUCCAACAGUUUUCUGACUUUGAAACUGAGACCAAUUUUGACACUGUUCAAAUAUUAGCUGGAGGUAGAACAGAAGAAUCUGGAGUGAAUUUGGUGACUCUAUCUGGUGUUCAGGAUUUAGCUGUAAAAACUUUCACUACUGCUUCAAAUUUAAUGAUUGUUAAAUUCCGCUCUGAUGCAUCAGUUGAAAAGAAAGGUUUUCGUGCAAGUUGGAAAACUGAACCAAUAAAAUGUGGUGGUGAACUAUUAGCUCUUCCAAAUGCUCAAUUGUUUAAUUCUCCAUUGUAUCCUCAAUCUUAUCCUGGUGGUUUAGAAUGCUUGUACAUCAUAUCUGCUCCUUCUAGCAAGGUUAUUACUCUUGAGAUAUUAGAAUUUGAUUUUGAGCCAGAAAAAGACUUCUUAUUUAUAAGAGAUGGUACUUCUCCAUCAGAUCCUUUAUUAGCCAAAUUAACAGGAACUGCUGAAAAUAAUCCAAAAUUUAUUCUCAGCACAAAAAAUAAAAUCUACAUUUAUUUGCAAACAAGUUAUGGUGAUAGCAGAAAAGGAUUUUCUAUUAGAUUCAGAGCUGGUUGUCAUGUGGAACUUACAUCUAACUCUGGAAAUAUAUCUUCUCCUGCUUUUGGUGUUGUGGAUUAUCCGUCCAAUCAGGAAUGCACUUACAAAAUUGCUCGACCUGGAGGAGGCCCAUUGUCACUCAAAUUCAAUAGAUUCGAAGUUGCAGAAGAUGAUUUUAUUCAGGUGUAUGAUGGAGAAGGCUCUACAGGUGUGAAACUGCAUCCUGGAGAUGGAUUUAGUGGAAAUUCUAGACCCUCUAUUACUUUAACUGCAAGCAGUGGAAAUAUUUUUGUUAAUUUCAAAACAAACCCAAUGCAUACUUCAACUGGGUGGAUGGGAAGCUUCAGUGCAGAUUGUCCUCAGUUAUCUGUUGGAGAAAGAGCUAUCGCAUCAAGCAGAGAAACCACUUUUGGAGCAAGAGUCAUGUAUCUGUGUCCUAUUGGCCAGGAAUUUAGUGCUGGUGGGGACAGAAUACUGGCUGAAUGUAUGCAAGGGGGAGAAUGGAACGUUAGUCGCAUACCUGCAUGUCAAGAGAAAUAUUGUGGCCCUGUUCCUCAAAUUGAUAAUGGAUUUGCUAUUGCUUCCACGAAUGUUACAUAUAGAGGUCAGGCAACUUAUCACUGUUAUGCUGGCUUUGGGUUUUUGGGUGGUCGCCCAACUGAAACUAUUAGGUGUCAAGAAAAUGGUAAAUGGGAAAAACUGCCCAUUUGUCUAGCAUCAUCUUGCCCUGCAUUGCCAGAGACACCAAAUGCUAUUAGAACUAUUUUAAAUGGUGAAGGAAGUAGAUAUGGGACUGUCAUUCGAUUUGAAUGUGAAUCUGGUUAUUUUAGGACUGGAGCACCUGUACUUGUAUGUACUAGUGAUGGACAGUGGUCUUAUGAGCCCCCAGUUUGCAAACGUGUCAGAUGCCCAAUUUUGCCAGAAAUUGACAAUGGUUUUGUUGUGGAUAAAGAUAAGGAAUACUUCUUUGGAGAUGAAGGGAGAGUGCAAUGCUUUAAAGGCUAUAAAUUAGAAGGAAGUCCUACAAUCAAAUGUGGAGCUGACCAGAAUUUCUUAAACAUGUCUGUUUGCAGAGAUAUUGAUGAAUGCUUAUCUUCUUCAUGCGAUGCUGCUUCUACUAAGUGUAAUAAUACAGAUGGAGGAUUUUACUGCAAAUGUAGAAAAGGCUUUGAACCAAACAUGGAAUGCCGACCAGUUGGUGAUUUAGGUGUUGCUAAUGGAAAUAUCCCAGACAGUCGCAUUAAAGCAUCUGGUACUGAAAUCGGCUACAGCAAAAAUGGUGUUCGGCUGGAUAAUCCUCUUGGUUGGUGUGGCAAUAUUCAGAGACCUGGAGAAAAUUGGAUUCAGUUUGAUCUUCGUGCUCCUGUAGUGCUUCGUGGGUUCAGAACGCAAUCUGUUCCUCGGCCAGAUGGUUCUCAAGCAAUACCCAUGGCUGUCCGAAUUCAGUAUAGCGAUGAUCUUACAGAUUUAUUCCGCACAUAUGGAGAUCCUUUUGGCCAGCCCAUUGAUUUCCGUUUAACUCAUAAUGGUGGAUCAGGGUUAUCUAUUGUCAGCCUUCCAAUGCCCAUAGAAGCCCGCUAUGUAAGGAUUCUUAUCAUGGAUUAUGUUGGAGCUCCAUGCAUCAGAGUUGAGCUUAUGGGAUGUACUAGACAAGACUGCCAUGAUGUAAAUGAAUGUCUUGACAAAAAUGGUGGCUGUGAUCAGAGAUGCAUUAAUAAUCCAGGAAGUUAUAACUGCCUCUGCAAUGUUGGCUAUGAGCUUUAUCAGAAAAAUGGAACCAGUGGCUUUAGCAUUCCUGAAAGUGAAACUGGAACUAAAGUUGGAGACACAUACACAAUUAACAAGACUUGUGUUCCUAAGCAGUGUGCAUCAUUUGAAGACAUUGAAAAUGGAAGACUGCUAUCAACUAAAUUAAAAUUCCAUUUUGGUGACAUGGUUAGCUUUCAGUGUGAUUUUGGUUAUGUUUUGAUGGGAAGCUCUGUACUGUUAUGUAAUAGCAACGGGGAAUGGAAUGGAACCACACCAACUUGUAAAUAUGCACAUUGCCCCAUAAUUAGUUCAGAUUCGAAACAAGGACUUGAAAUCUUUUAUUCUGAAGAUGUUGAAAGUAUUCCAUACUUAGAAAAUAUCACUAUCAGUUGUGAGGAGACAGGAAGGCCCAUGCGAUCUACUGCUACAUCUAAUUUUAGACAGUGUGUUUUUGAUCCUCAAGCUGGCAAAUCUAGUUAUUGGCUGUCAGGAGAAGCACCACAGUGCCCCAGAAUUGACUGUGGUGUACCUCCAGAAAGCACUGGAUCAGCAUAUGGCCAACUUCUUGACACACAAUAUCAGUCAAGCUUUUACUUUGGCUGUGAAGAGACAUUUAACGUUGCCGGAAAAUCUAAUUUUAAUGAUAAUGUAGUUAGGUGUAUGGAAGAUGGUACAUGGGAUUUUGGAGACCUCAGAUGUGAAGGUCCUGUUUGUGAAGAUCCUGGAAGGCCUGCAGAUGGUAUGCAAAUGGCAAGUAGUUAUGAACAUAACUCUGAAGUAAUGUUUAGCUGUGAAAGACCAGGAUUUAUUCCUUAUACAACUGAUCCAAUAACUUGCGUAAAAAAUGCUGAAUGCCAAGUAAUCAGACCAUUAGGUUUGACAUCUGGUGAAAUCCCUGAUGCUGCUAUUAAUGCAACUUCUCAGAGAGUUAAUUAUGAAGCAAAGAACAUUCGUCUGAAUAGUGCCACUGGGUGGUGUGCUAAGGAAGAAACAUUUACAUAUGUUACUGUUGAUUUGGGAAGGGUUUACAGAAUCAAAUCUUUAUACGUCAAAGGAGUGGUCACUAAUGACGUCAGUGGCCGACCUACCGAGCUUAGAUUCUUUUACAGAGUUGGGACAACUGAGAACUUCGUUGUUUACUUUCCUAAUUUUAAUUUGUCUGCUCGAGAACCUGGAAACUAUGGAGAGUUAACUCGUAUUGAUUUACCUCUAAGUGUACGAGCUCGCCAAGUUAUACUUGCAAUUGUAUCCUACAAUAAAAAUCCUUGUUUAAAAUUUGAAUUGAUGGGUUGUGAAGACACAGCAGAUCCUGUGGUUUUAGGCUAUAAUAACGGUUAUCCAAUUUGUGUGGAUCAGGAACCACCUCAUUUUAUUAACUGUCCUGACAAACCUAUAGUAGUCGCAAAAUCAGCAAAUGGCUUACAGCUUGUCAACUUCACUGAACCAACUGCAAAUGAUAAUUCUGGUAGACUUGCACGUUUUGAAGUGAAGCCUGCUGGUUUUAAACCACCUCUGAUGGUUUUUAAUGAUAUGGUAGUGCAAUAUUUUGCAUAUGAUUUUGAUGGCAACAUUGCUGUAUGUUCUGUGAAUAUAACUGUGCCUGAUGACACACCACCAUCUUUGUCUUGUCCUCAAUCCUAUGUCAUUGAACUGGUUGAAAAACAAGAAAGUUAUCGAGUAAAUUUCGAAGAAGUGCGGCGAAUGGUAAAUGUGUCUGACAAAUCUGGAGAUGUUAACAUUCAGAUUGCUCCACAAACUGCAUUUAUUGCCCUUGGUGGUUAUCGCAACGUAACUGUCAUGGCUGCAGAUAAAUUUGGAAAUCAGGCUACUUGCCAUUUCCAAGUGUCUGUCCAAGCAGCACCAUGUGUGGACUGGUCACUGGAACCACCAGCUAAUGGAAAUGUUAACUGUGUACCUGAUGAUUCUACUUCAGGCUAUCGAUGUGUAGCUACAUGUAAAGAAGGUUUUAAGUUUACCGAUGGAGCUCCAUUAAAAGAAUAUGAAUGUUCCGCUGGCCAAGCUUGGGUACCUGGUAGCAUUGUACCUGAUUGUGUAUCUGAAGAUACUGAUGAAGCUUCCUACGAUGUUGUGGCACAAAUUGAAUAUCGGGCAGGUGGAGCUGUAUCACCCUCAUGUUUAGAGCAAUAUGUGUCGUAUGUAAGGAAUUUCUACUCCUCAUUGAAUGAAGUUCUAUCUGGUCGCUGUUCUGCAAUUAAUGUGAAAAUGGACAUAUCCUUCCAUAACACAACCGUAAAAACUAUUGCGGAAAAUACUAUUAUAAUGACCUACACAUUAAGAAUAAAACCAGCAGUUAGUCAAACUUUAUUGUACGAUUUAUGUGGAUCUACUUUGGGACUCAUAUUUGAUCUAAGUGUCCCAAGUACUUCAGUUGUUAUAGAGCCUAUUCUCAAUAUUACAUCACAAGCUGUUGGUGGACAAUGUCCUGGUGUAUUGGCUAUUCGAUCUAAUGUAGACAGAGGUUUUACCUGUGGUAUUGGGGAAGUUUUAAAUGCUGAUAAGGAAGGACAAAUACCUAAUUGCUUGCAUUGCCCAGCAGGAACUUAUGCUUCUUUAGAAGGUGGGUGCAUUUUCUGUCCACGUGGUUCCUAUCAAGAUUUGACUCAACAAUCUGAGUGCAAACAGUGCCCAUUAGGAACAUUCACCAGACAGGAAGGAAGCAAGAGCAUCACAGACUGUGUCUCUGUAUGUGGUUAUGGUACAUAUUCUCCUACUGGACUGGUUCCCUGUCUUCAAUGCCCAAGUAAUACUUAUACUGGAGAACCACCAACUGAUGGAUUUAAAGAAUGUUUCAAGUGUCCAGCAAAUUCUUACACUUAUUCUCCUGGAUCGAAAGAGCCAACUGAUUGUAGAGCUCGUUGUCAACCUGGAAUGUAUUCUGAAACUGGGUUAGAACCUUGUGCCAUUUGCCCAGUUGACUUCUACCAACCAAUAGAGGGUGCCACUUCUUGUCUUGAAUGUGCAUCAUCACACACCACAAGUCGUGCAGGAUCAACUAGUCAGAGUGAUUGUGUUCCAUUGAAAUGCAACAGCCAGUCUUGCCAACAUGGUGGACUUUGCCUUGUGCAGCGACAUCAACUUUCUUGUUACUGUCCAGCUGGCUUUAGUGGUCAGUUUUGUGAAACUGAUGUUGAUGAAUGUGCUAGUCAACCAUGCUACAAUGGAGGUUUAUGUGAAGACCAUCCUCAGGGUUAUACUUGUGAUUGUCCUCCUGGCUACUCUGGUUUGCAGUGCCAGAUUGAGACAUCAGACUGUAAUAAUGUGACUUGUCCUGAGAGAGCUAUGUGCCAAAAUAUGCCUGGUCUUGGUAAUUACAAUUGCCUAUGCAGGUCUGGAUAUGAAGGGAAAGAGUGUGAUACAACAGUGAAUCCUUGUACUGCAGAAGAAAGCCCAUGCAACAAUGGAGCAAACUGUGUGCCGUUACUUCAAGGACGAUUCAAAUGUGAAUGCUUACCUGGUUGGACAGGACGUUCUUGUGAUAUAAAUAUAGAUGACUGCGCAGAACAGCCUUGUUUGUUGGAAUCCAAUUGCACAGAUUUGGUUAACGAUUUCCGAUGUGACUGUCCAUCUGGAUUUGCUGGUAAAAGAUGUGAAAGAAAAAUAAACAUGUGUGCUACUGACCCCUGUGUCAAUGGAAUCUGUGUUGAUAGAUUGUUCUUUCAUGAGUGUAUUUGUAGACCAGGCUGGACAGGAACUAACUGCGAGCAAAAUAUUGAUGAGUGCCUCAAUAAUCCUUGCGAAAAUGGUGGGCAAUGUAUCGAUCUCAUUGAUGACUUCAGAUGCAUUUGUGAUGCUGGAUACACUGGAUCGAAAUGUCAACAUGAAGUUGACUCAUGUGAAUCAGACCCUUGCCAGAAUGGUGGUACAUGCAUCGAUCAUUUGGAUGGCUUUUCAUGCUUAUGUCGACCUGGAUUUGUGGGUGUUCAAUGUGAAGCAGAAGUUGAUGAGUGUAUCAGUGGGCCCUGUGAUGCAGCAGGAACUGAAAAAUGUAUGGACUUGGAUAAUGGCUUCAAAUGUCAAUGUAAUCCUGGUUACAUGGGUGAACUAUGUGAGGUCAACAUUAAUGAGUGUUCCUCGGACCCAUGUUUGAAUGGAGGCUCCUGUACUGAUAGCAUUAAUGGAUUCAUAUGUCAGUGCCCAAUGGGAUGGUCAGGUGAUCAAUGUGAAUCUGAUGUUGGUGGUUGUAUGAAAGAACCUUGUUUAAAUAGUGCCAAUUGUAUAGAUCUCUUCCAAGAUUACUUCUGUGUCUGCCCAUCAGGAACUGAUGGUAAGAAAUGCCAAACUAGUCCACAACGAUGCAUAGGUAAUCCUUGCAUGCAUGAGGGUAUGUGCCUGGAUUAUGGAAGUGGACUGAACUGCUCCUGCCCUGCUGAGUACACUGGCAUUGGCUGUGAAUAUGAAUACAACCCUUGUGAGGAUAAUGUUUGUAAGAAUGGUGCUACCUGCACUAAUGUGGCUGAUACAUUCUUCUGCAGUUGUCCUGCAGGAUUUACAGGCAAAUACUGUGAUGAAGACAUAGCCGACUGUGGUCCAAAUUCUUGUCCUACAAUAGCAUCAUGUAUAGACCUGACAAAUGACUUUUAUUGCAAAUGUCCAUUUAAUCUAACUGGAGAAGAUUGCAGAAAAACUGUGAAUAUUGAUUAUGACUUGUACAUAAAUGAUGACAGCCAUUCUUCGAGUGUAGCUUUAGCUGCUCCUUUUGAUUUAAAUACAAACAGUCUCUCAGUUGCAUUGUGGGUUCAAUACAACAGUCCCAACUCGAAAGGAGUAUUUUUCACUCUCUACAGCGUCAACUCUGCUCACUUACCUAUUGGAAAAAGAGUUCUCAUCCAAGCAGAUGAUACUGGAGUUCUUAUAUCAUUAUUCCCAAAUGUUACAAAUGAUAUAUUUUUAAGAUACCUUGAAAAUGUACCUAUAAAUGAUGGGCAGUGGCAUCAUCUUGUCAUUUCAUGGGAUGGAGCAGCGGGCACAAUUAUGAUUAUGAUGGAUACAGCCUUAGCUGGAUUUGUUGAAGGAUACGUUUCUAAUGCCUCUCUUCCAAAAUAUGGAUGGGUUAAUUUAGGAGCACCACUUAAUGAUGAAAAUAAAGCAAUAACUGGAGCUGGAUUCCAUGGCCGAUUGAGUCGUGUCAACAUAUGGGAUCGUACAUUGGAUGUAACAGCUGAAUUGCCAACUCAGUUCCGAGAUUGCAGAAAUGCUCCUGUUUUAUUUCAUGGAUUGCUACUUAGAUGGACUGCUUAUGACAGGGUUGUUGGUAAUGUUGAAAGGCAAAGUCCAGGUAUAUGUGGGGAAAAAGUUUGUCCUGUUGGAUACACGGGUGAUAACUGCCAUAUUUUACAUAAAGACAAGACACCACCUGAAUUACUCUAUUGCCCACCUGACAAAUGGGUCAUCAGUAAUAAAAAGUCAACAUCAAUAUCAUGGGAUGAACCUCGAUUUACUGAUGAUUUGCGAUCAGUCAAAAUAAUGGAAAUGAAUAGGUUGGAAUCUGGUCAAUCACUUUCUCGAGGAGCUCAUGAUUUGACAUACGUAGCAACAGAUGAAUCUGGUAAUACUGAAAAAUGUAGUUUCCGUAUCAACAUAAUGAGUGAGUUCUGCACAAUACCUAUGCCACCUAUUGGAGGUCAACUUGGUUGUGCUGAUUGGGGACCCGGAGGAAACUUUAAAGUUUGCACUAUAACUUGUGACGAGGGACUUGAAUUUUCAGAAAACAUCCCUCGAUUUUAUACAUGUGGAGUAGAAGGUUUCUGGAGACCAACUGAGAAUCCUAACCAGCCAUUUAUAUUCCCCGCCUGUGCCCGUAAGAAACCAGCUCGUCGAAUCUUCCGCAUUGCUAUGGAUUUCCAAUCAUCUGUUAUAUGCUCAGACUCAGGACGUAAAAUUCUUCAUGACAGAAUUAAAGACAGCUUAAGAAAGGUUAACAAUGAUUGGAAUAUUUGCUUGGAUGAUGGUCCCGAUACUAAUUGUGGUGAUAUGAAAGUUAUUGUGAAAUGUAACAAGCAGUCAAGAGGAAAGAGACAAGUUGAAGCCAGUGAUAUUUACACAAUUGAAGUGCAAUUUCCAGCUAAAGAUGAUCCUGUGAAAAAUAAAAACAGUCAAGAGAGGUCAACUGUGCAAGAAGUUGCUGAAAAUGCUAUUCUGCAAAGAUCUGCUUUUGAUGUCCGCAAUAUCCUGCCAAAUGUAAUGCCAGAUUUGACUUCAUUGAGAAUGGUUACUGACUAUGCUUGUCCUCUUGGUGAAGUUGUCAUGGGAUCUAGCUGUGUUGAGUGUUCUGUUGGUACUUAUUAUGAAAAUGCAACUACAGACUGCCAUUCUUGUCCUAUUGGUUUUUACCAAAAUGAAAUGGGAUCCCUUGCCUGUAAACCUUGUCCACUGAUUGAUGGGCGACAAGGUACUACCCAGUCUACUGGAGCUAGAUCUGAUGAUGAAUGUAAAGCACAUUGUUCUGCUGGAAAUUACUAUGAUGAACAAGUUGGAGCCUGUUUGCCUUGUGGUUAUGGAUUCUAUCAACCUGCAGAAGGAACAUUCAACUGUAUACCUUGUGGUGCUGGCCUUACAACGCGCCGUAACCAAGCAGUAUCUAAACUAGAAUGCAGAGAGGAAUGCCUGUCAGGAUAUGAGUUAGAUGAGAAUGGGGAAUGUGUUCCCUGCCAGAGAGGCUAUUUCAGGUCUAGAGGUAUGCCAUCCUGCCAACAAUGUGUUCCUGGAAAAACAACGCCUGAAGUUGCAGCCACCAGUGAACAAGAAUGUUACCUAGCCAUAUGCAAACCAGGCAUGUUUGUUGACCCAUCAACCCAAGAUUGUAUUUUGUGUCCUAAGGGAACGUAUCAAGAUAAGGAAGAUAGGAUGUCAGAUUGUAUUAAAUGUCCCCAAGAUACAACAACAGAAGGAGCUGGGGCUACUUCUCUUGAAGAUUGCUCUAAUCCUUGUUUUGUGAAUGGCAGAGAAAGGAUUUGCCAAUCAAAUGCUGCAUGUGUGUACCAUGAAGAGAUUGAUAAAUUUGCUUGUGAAUGUUUGCCCGCAUAUGUCAUGAAAAAUUCAACUCAAGAAUGCAUUCAUGCAUGUGAAAACUUCUGUGAAAAUGGUGGCACUUGUGAGGUUAGUCCCCACACAUUUAAACCGAGAUGUAUGUGCCCAGCUAACUUUUAUGGUGAUAAUUGCACUGAGAAAUCAGAAUUUGUGUAUGUUGCUAGUGGUAUUGCUGGAGCUGUCAUAGUUAUCAUCAUCUUGGUGCUUCUUGUUUGGAUGAUUUGUGUGAGAUCUACUCGUAAGAAGAAAAUGCAAAAGAUGCCAGAGCCUCAUAUGGACCUCACGGGCUCACAGACUAACUUCUUUUAUGGUGCACCCGCUCCUUAUGCUGAGAGCAUUGCACCUUCUCAUCACAGUACAUAUGCUCAUUAUUUCGAAGAUGAAGAUGACGAAGGAUGGGAAAUGCCAAACUUUUACAAUGAAACCUACAUGCAAGAUGGUUUUCAUGGGAAAACUAAUACAUUAGGUCACAGUAAUGCCAGUAUUUAUGGUACCAAAGAAGAUCUAUAUGAUAGAUUACGUAGACAUCAAUAUCAAGGAAAGAAAGGAGAUUCAGCAAGUGAAAGUGAAGAGCAUCCUCAUUGAAUUAUCAACUGGUGCUGAUUGAUAUAUAGGAUAAAUAUUUUUGUUACGAAACAUGAAAAUUUGAACUAUGUACAGCAUAACCGAAAAGUUUCAAUUAUAGAAUACAAAAUGCACCUUCUAAAAUUGAAACCUUCAUAAAUGUUGUUUGAACUAUAUAACAUGGACUAUUUUUUUACUUUAUUUAAGUAAAUGUGCUCAGUCCAAAAACAAGUGACUAUUGAAUAUCAUUCAAUUCUAAGGACAUAUGUUUAUAAAAAAAGAUGUUGACUUACUUAAUCUGAACAAAUAUUGCUUUCUUUGAUGCCACAUGGACUUUUCAACCGCUUUUUUUUUUAUAUCAUUUUAAAUUAUCUUUGUUGUAUGAGCUAUUGUUUCAAGAAGGAUGUGAAAUAUAUUUAUUGAUUUUUUUUUCAUGUUUAUUUAUUCACAUUUUUUAAAAAUGAUUUACAGUAAGUAGCGAUUACAAAUUUUAAUGUAUGAAAAAUAAUACUAUGUAAUUAAAAUUUAUGUUGUUAAUUGUUAAUAUGUACCUAUGAAAUUUGCAAGUUUUUGUGAAAUUGAUCUCCUUGAAAACAAAUUUAAUAUAUUUGAAGAAAAAAAUACUUUUUUGAAGUAACAUAAUUCAUGUAAUUUGUCAAUGAAGAAAUAGUUAAUGCUUAAAUCAGUUUUUCACUUGUUGUAAACUUAUUGUUGAUAGUAUCUUUUUACAGAAACUAGUAUUAUCUUUUUCAAAAACAAAUUACUAUAUAACCCCUUAAUGGCCACAUUUUUUGCAAGAAACCAGCAAUUAUUAUUUUUUUAUUGAAGAAAACAUAUUUCAAAUCUUGGUUUGGUAAAAAAAAAAUACAAAAAUCAAAAUUUUAAGUUUUAAUUAAGGCAGUAUUUUAUUUAUGAAUUAACAAAUGUUAUAAAUUAUAAUCCUGUGUAAAUGUUAACUAUCAAUAAAACAAUUUCAUUUUUAACUUUCAUAUUGUUAUUUUCAAUUUAUGAUUAUAUCCAGUGUUCAAAAUACCUCCAGUGUGCACAGUUUGCCUUGUUUAGAGCAUUUGAUUUAACUCUUGCAAAUUUUAAGGGGUUACAGAAAUGUUUAGCAUUUUACUAUUUGACGUCAUCAAGACAUAUUUAAUGUUAAGAAAGCUUAUUCUUUAAUACAAACUUCAAACAUUCGAAUUUCAUUCCUAAUACAUAAUUUUGUACUUUAUUUUACUUGUAACAAUAGCUAGAUCAUUUAAUUUAUUGUUAAAUUAAAUUUAAAAUCCAUGCAUUUCAGCAAUUAUUUUUUAUUUGUAAUUAUUCAAUGUGACUUAAGUCAUGUUAUUGCUCAUCCCAGCUCAAGAUUGGAAAUAUAUAAUUUGGUCUUUAGAAUAUAUAUUUUUUAAAAUUAUUUAUCAUUUUAAUUUUCUUGCGUAUUUUAAAUUUUUCUGUUAUUUUAAACAGAUUGAUAUUGUGUAUUUAUUUUGUAAAUAAGAAAUAAAAUGUGUUAUAUUUUUGUAGGUAUUUGCAAGUUGUGAAAUGUGAAUUCUUUCACUAGUCAAGUGAAUUUAGAUGUUCUCCCUUAAUUAACAGUUUUGUUUCUAACUUAACGAAUGUUGUUUCAGCAAUUGCUAAUUUAACAAAUGUUAAUUAUAUUUAAAACUUCUUACAUACUUUGUGAAAGUAAUUCAUAUUCAAUAAUUCAGUUUCAUUCAUUUGUGUAUACUGCCAAGAUAUGGUUGUGUUAUCAAUGCCAUUUUUAAAAUAAUCAUAUAUGUGUACAUGGGAAAGUGUUUUGUUUGGUGUUUCUCUCUUUGUUGCUACUUAAUUUUUAGUUUUCUUUGUUCUGCCAAAUAUAUUAUUUCUAAGUUAAUAUAAACUAAAUAUAAUUUAAAUUUAAAGAUCAUUCUUAUUGAGUUGCUUUAUAAGAGUAUAUAAAGCAUUUCUUAAAUGUAGUAUCACAAUAUUUUUAUUAAUAAUGUCUUAACAUAAGUUAUUUUAAUUGCUAGUUUUCAGUAUAUAAACGAAAUAUUUUUUUAAAAAUUUAAAACUAAAUGCACAAAUUAAUGGUAUUUGUUAUUUUAAAAUAUUAAUGCAAAUAUUUUUAUACAAGUUGAAAAUAAUUUUAAUUCUGCGUUCUAGAAAUUUCUAAAUUAUUCAGGUUAUUCAGAAAAAUGAAGCAAACUUAGUAUAUGGGGUUUAAAAAAGGAUAUACACACAUUACUUGAACUGUAUUUUAAAGUAUUUACAACUAAAAAGUUAUAACAAACAAUUUUCUAUGUGAUUUUAAAAAGACUUUAAUCUAAAGGAUAUUCCAAGCGUUAUGUUUUGUAAAUAAAACAAGCAUUUGAUAUUUCUACUGUUUUAUUUGUAUAAAAUACACAUGUGAGUUUUGAAAGAAAUAUUUUUCAUUUCCUUUUCAGAGGUGUAUUUUGUAUGAUCUACUGUUGUUUUGUUUUUACUGUUUUUUUUAUAUAAAUAAAAUCAUUUUAUGUAUUUUA